This is a messenger RNA of Anoplopoma fimbria (sablefish), 2894 nucleotides long. RefSeq names its product cyclin K (gene ccnk). Lineage: Eukaryota; Metazoa; Chordata; Actinopteri; Perciformes; Anoplopomatidae. Gene Ontology annotation, biological process: positive regulation of DNA-templated transcription, elongation; regulation of transcription by RNA polymerase II. Gene Ontology annotation, molecular function: cyclin-dependent protein serine/threonine kinase activator activity. The record is from RefSeq and is a predicted model, not a curated record. Gene Ontology annotation, cellular component: cyclin/CDK positive transcription elongation factor complex; nucleus.
CAUGCUUAAAUAAAAAAAAACGUGAAAUCCCCACAAGUACAUCUUGUUUUGGGGGGUUUCCAGUAGCAGGAAUAAUUACUGCAGCGUUGAAUAAAUUAAUCCAGUAAGAGGAAACGUAAAUCCAAAAUGUAACCACAGUAACCUACACCAGACAUAGGAAGCACAUGUCCAGCGUAAUGACGUCUGCCGACAGUCUCCGACGUGCUCCAUACAUAAUGGCGGAACCCUUGUUACAAUGGGGUCUGUCGUGGAUCACUUGUUAGCCAACUUCUUGAGCAUAGCUGCGGAUUAAUCACACAGCUGGUUCGUUUCAGGUGAUUCCCUCUGACGGCUUCAUGUUAAAGUCCAGUGCAGCGGGUCCAUCCACCGUUGCCUCUCCUCAGCCAAUGAAGGAAUUCAAGGAGAACUUUUCAGGCCAAGUGAUUCUGGACCACAUCAAGCCAUGCUGGUACUGGGACAAGAAGGAUCUAGCCCACACGCCCUCCCAGUCUGAAGGCCUGGACCCUGGUACAGAGGCCCGGUAUCGGAGAGAAGGAGCCCGCUUCAUUUUUGACGUGGGGACCAGACUUGGCCUACACUAUGACACACUCGCAACUGGCAUCAUAUAUUUCCACCGCUUUUACAUGUUUCACUCCUUCAAGCAGUUCCCGAGAUAUGUGACGGGUGCUUGCUGUCUGUUCCUGGCGGGAAAAGUGGAGGAAACCCCAAAGAAGUGUAAAGACAUCAUCAAAACAGCCCGCAGUUUACUGAAUGACGUGCAGUUUGCCCAGUUUGGAGAUGAUCCGAAGGAAGAGGUGAUGGUUUUGGAGAGAAUUUUACUCCAGACCAUCAAAUUUGACCUGCAGGUGGAGCACCCUUACAUGUUCCUGCUGCGCUACGUGAAGCAGCUCAAAGGGGAAAAGAAUAAAGUGUGCAAGGUGCUACAGAUGGCAUGGACCUUUGUCAAUGACAGCCUGUGCACCAUGCUGUCUCUGCAGUGGGAACCAGAGAUUAUCGCUGUAGCCGUCAUGUACCUGGCCGGCCGCCUCUGUAAGUUUGACAUUCAGGAGUGGACUGCCAAGCAGUCGUCACGCCGCUGGUGGGAGCAGUUUGUGCAGGACGUCCCAGUUGAGCUGCUUGAAGACAUCUGCCACCAGAUCCUGGAUCUGUACUCUCAGGGAAACAAGCCCAUCCCUCAGCAGAUACAGGAGAAGGAAAGGGCUGCCGCUCAAGUACCCAUUCCUCCAAUCCCACAGGGACAACCACCAGCCCCCAACCCUCCUCCCCCACCACCAAAGAAGACUUCCCCACAGGGAGGCAGUCCUGCACGCCAGCUCAAGCGCUCACAUACAUCCCCCAAAGAUGAACCAAAGGCUCCAGAACUAGUUGGAUCAAAGAUUCCAAGACUGGAGAGCCCAAGGCCCCCUCUGCCUACAUCGCAGCCUCCCCCAGAGCGCAAAGCCCCAGCUCCAGCCCCUCCCACGGAAGCAGAACCAUUAAAUGAAACGGCUCCUCCUCCACCGCACGCUCCGCCUCCACAUAAGCCCCCUCCCCUACCCCCGCCCCCUCCACCUCCACCCUCCAACUACAUCAUGUCCACCACCAGCUCCUACAUGUCCGGAGAAGGCUACCAGAGCCUGCAGUCGUUGAUGAAGACUGAAGGUCCCUCCUACGCGCCGAUGCCGCCCAGCUACGCACCCCCAAUACCGCCAUAUCACCCCCACGUCUAUCCACCGCCUUCAGCACCCCCUCCAGGCCCGCCGCCUCCUCCCUCCAACUACCCACCACCUAACUUAGCUCCAACGUAUCCGCCACCAGGCUACAACAGCUACCCUCCGCCUCCACGCAUGCCGCCGGGCCAUGUACCUCCUCCAGUUAUAGGUCUCCCUCCUGCCGGGUAUCCCCCACUCCCAGUGCCCCCAGGACAGUCACAGGUGCCCCUGCCCCCUCCGCCCGGCAUGCCUAUGAAUCACGGUGGGUGGAUGAGAUGAGAGUGAAACGACAGUCCAUGAACUGAAUGCGUGCAGAGCCGUAGCCGGGGACGGAAACAACUAGGACCUCGUUGUUGGGCUUGUAAAAAUCGAAGGCAGAGAUUGUUCUCUUCCAGCUUUUGUUGAGGAGGUUCUGAAUGAAGGCUCACCAAGAAAUAAGACUUGAAAAGUGAUGUUUGGACAGUAUUGUUAUAAGAACCCCAACUUGCACUGAAAGACUGCAGUCUCAGCAUCUUACAUGUGUACAGGACGGUACUUCAUGUAGUUCCAGGAUCUUGUAACAAACACUGUCCACUCAUUCUUAUUGUUCUGGAAAUGUAAACCGCAAAUGUUAGCAUCCUAAAUUAAUUUUGUGACACAUGCUCAAUAAUAGUGGGUUGAUGAAAUGUACUGUUUUUACUUGACCUUUUUUGGCCCAUAUUUCUUUCUGUAUUCUCUCACCCUAAGUGUGUUUUGAUUUUCCUGCAUUUUCAGUCACACCAGUGUCCUUUUCCAACAUUCCCCCCCGUUUUGCUGAGGAAAAACAGCGUAAUAAAAUGUUGAGAUCGUUGUACAUGCAGUAGUCAAAUAUAAAAAGGAUUAUCACACUGAGAAAUGUUCAUGAAUAUACAGUGUAUUCACGCUGCGUUUCCUUUCUCCUGUCAUUUUACUUACUCUACCAUAGCAUUCAUUUCAUCACACUCAUUUCCUAUCAUUAUUUGUAGUGAGCCUGCAGUGCAGACAGUAUUACAUGAACUAGAUACAAUAUUCAACACUGGACAGUCUAAGGUAUAUUUGUACAUAUCAGUUAUUUUCAUUGGGGCAUUUAUAUUUGAGAGUUUCUAUCCAUAUGUGCCUUAGUGAGGCUUCUCUUUUCUGUAUCCUGCAUGCAGCUUUGUUUUGUCUCUGAGUGGCACUUGGUAAAAUAAAGACCUGCUUUUCCUA